Molecule: messenger RNA, 1644 nt
Organism: Aethina tumida (small hive beetle)
Lineage: Eukaryota; Metazoa; Arthropoda; Insecta; Coleoptera; Nitidulidae
Exons: 5
Coding region: 153-845 (230 amino acids)
Source: RefSeq, a predicted model, not a curated record
ACCAUAUUAAUUGUUAAAUGUCAAAAUGAGUUAAACUACGUCAAGUAAACAACACACCUAACCUUAUUUGGUGAUGAUGUAACAUUAGUACAUACAAAAUUCCUGUUUCAAUUCUUCAUCAGACGAAUCUUUCCAUCAAAAGUCAAUACGGAAUGCAGAAUUUCGAAGAAAACAAAACUAAAUUCCUGCAAUCGUUGAACGAUUUAAAAAAGUCGGUGCACGAUAAAGUCGCAAGCGAUGAAGCAGACAUCGCCAAGUUCAUGGAGUUCUUUGUCGCUCAAGAGCAGCAAAUCAUCAACAACACUUUGUACACCGUCGAGGCAAAGUAUAAAGUUUUCGAUUCCAUGAUAAUGGGCUUGGAGAAUAGGGCCGAACAAUGGGAAGUCGAUGUUUCCACGUGUACUGAAGCAGUUAGGGGAGAGAUUCAUUCUAGUAAAGCGGAAUUUUUUAAGGAAAUCACUGAGGGCAUUAAAAAAGGAGUCCAAGAGGUGAAAGAACUAUUUGAAGAGUAUCAGGCCAAAUCCAAAAAACUAUACAACAGUCUAGAAUCUGAAAUUGGAAUGGUGGAAGAAAAAGUAGGCGAACUGGACGCAGACUACAUAGCGAACGCUAUGCCCGAAAUACAAGAGAAAAUCAACACAAUUCCAGUUAACUUAGAGAACGAACUGAACAAUAUCAAAGAAGUCGUCCAAAUGAAAGGCAAAACAUUGGCCGAAGAUAUUGACAAAAUAUUUUUGCGGAUAGAAAUCCACUGUGGAAUAUUGGAAGCCGAUUGCAGGAAUUUUUGGCACGACACAGACCCAGAAAACACCCACAGACAAUCAUCAUUAAAACCUCUUACUUAAACCUAUUUUACAAUUAAUUUUUUAUUUUUACACAUCUCCCCUCCAAGAUCUAUGAAUGAUGAGUUACUUCUCACCCAAAUCCGAAACGCAAUUGUGGGGGCGAUUGAGGAGGCACAAAACGAGAUAAGGGCGCAGAUGGAACGGCUGAUCGGCGAGGCCGAGUAUUUAAUGGAGACGGGUGCGGCUCAAAUCGAAGAACUUUUUCACACCGCCCAGUAUGAACUGCAUAAUUUCACUGAGACGACAUCUAAAGAUAUUUCCAAUUGCGUCAAGGAGAAGGAAAAGGACAUUAUGUCGGUUAAGAAGGAAAUGCUCACGCAAUUUGAAGAAUGCAUCUCCAUUGGUAUUCAAGAACUUCAUAGAACUGCAGAUGAAUUCCAAGCCAAUUUUCAAAGAGUUCUCAGGUCCGUAUCUUCGGACUCUUUAAAAGUUUUUCCCCCAUCCCGUGAACAAACUAUCGAUAAAGUCGAUAGUGACGAACAGAUUCCAGAAGAGCCUUUACCUACAUCUCUUUUGGAUAUUCCCAAAAAAUUGGCGCAGAACGUAGUCAGAACGAUGAAGGAGUUGACGGUGAUUAUGGGGGAUUUGGAGAAUUGUAUUGCGCCGAUUGUUCAAUUGUCGACGAAAAGAAUUAAAUGGAUUUUGGACGAAUUGAAGUUUUGCGUUGAGACAAACGAAGAACCAAUAAAUGAUUAGUCUCGGAUUGAUUUGUGAUGGGAUAAGAUUCGAUGUUUUUGGAAUAUAUUAUUUACUUUUAUUGUCGUUAAGUUUCCAAAUAAAUACUACUAAUGGUUAUAUU